CGUAUAAAUAACAAAGUACGACUCUUACUGCCUACUUUCUCCACAACUACUUCAACAGUGUCAGCCCCAUGAAUGAAUGAAUGAAUGAAUGCUGCUUGCACAACACAAAUCCCGCACACCCUUUCACCGCUCAAUUCUGGGGGUUAGUUUGCUUGCUGCUGCAUUUGCCCGAUUCCGCCGCGAUAUCGAACCAUAAUCACUACUGGUUCUAGCAGCAAUGAGGACGGCGGCGGCGGCAUCGUCUCAUUUGGUCACAUUGCCGUCAUGGCACGACAAGAGGCUUCAUAAUAAUCUGCACCCAGCUUGUUGUGUUAAGCUGCGGACGAAAGAUCAUCAUCAGGUGGUGGCGAUGAACAGAAACGAGUCACGGUUACACAAGGCAUCGAAAUUUGGGUGCAAUUCGGCCACCAGAGGAAUUUGUCGACGUUGCAGUCGGCAGGUAGUGUUUAGUAAGGCUGGAGUGAGUUUGCAGGAAGGGUUUGGCUCGUUUCGAGAGGAUGAAGGGAGUUGGCAUAGUAGCUUGACAAGUGGUGUGGUGGAGAAAUUGGAGGCCUUUUACAGGUUCUCUCGCCCUCACACCGUCAUUGGCACUGUCAUCGGGAUAACAUCAGUAUCACUGCUUCCCUUGCAAACGAGCAGUGAGAUCUCUCCUGCGUUUGUGAUGGGUUUGAUCAAGGCAGUGGUGCCGUCUGUGUGCAUGAACAUAUACGUAGUGGGAUUGAACCAACUGUUUGAUGUGGAAAUUGACAAGGUAAACAAACCCACUCUGCCACUGGCUUCUGGUGAGUUCUCGAUGGCAACUGGGGUUACAAUUGUUGCUGCAUCUCUGAUAACAAGCAUUUACAUGGGGGUGAAAUUUCAGUCCCCUCCCCUUCUGGCUGCCUUGCUCAUUAGCUUUCUGCUUGGGAGUGCUUACUCUGUUGAACUUCCGCUUAUGAGAUGGAAGAGGCAUGCAUUUCUGGCAGCUAGUUGCAUCCUGAUCGUGAGGGCAGUCGUUGUCCAACUAGCUUUCUUCAUACACAUGCAGAAAUUCGUGCUUGGAAAACCAGUAGCAAUUACCAGAACCUUGGUGUUUGCGACUGCUUUCAUGUGCUUCUUCUCAGCUGUCAUUGCACUCUUCAAGGACAUACCUGACCUGGAUGGAGACAGGGACUUUGGAAUCCAAUCUUUUACUGUCAAGUUGGGACAAGAAAAAGUUGCAGGCCAUAGUACACUUGCAGUGAUGUUGUGGUUGCAAGCACAAUCAGUGGAUCUCACCACCAACACUUCCAUUACUUCUUUUUACAUGUUCAUCUGGAAGCCGUCGCACAAGUCGUUCAUGAUCAAGAAGAAGCUGGCGAAGAAGAUGCGCCAGAACAGGCCCAUCCCUUACUGGAUCCGCAUGAGGACCGACAACACCAUCAGGUACAAUGCGAAGCGCAGGCACUGGCGUAGGACCAAGCUUGGGUUCUAAGGUGUUUGUUUGGGUUUUAUUUCAAUUCCCUUUUCUGUUGGAACCCUUUUCUGUUUUUUCCGAAUGAAUUAGCAGUGGUUGAGGAUAGUAUUGAACAAUCUGUACUGGGAUUAUAUUUUUGUUCUGGCGCAAAGUUUCUAUGCAGUCUGUAAGGGUUUCAUUUCGAUGAUUCUCUGUUAGUCACUUAAUUGUCUUUCUAGUUUGAUUUUGUGCAAUUGAAUCGUGUUUGGCAAAGCAUCAUAGGCUUCUGUGGAUCUUACAGUUAUCUUGCUACGUUGGUUGUGAGAACGGAUCGAUUCCUCUGUGCAAGAAUAGUCUUCCCCAAUAUUAUUUUGGAUUUGUUUCCCUACUCUGUUCCUUCUUUCAGAUGGUCAAGUUAAUCUAGGGUUUCAUCUCUUUUGGGAAAGAAAAAGAGAGAUGGUGCAACCGUGUUUGAUCUGUGACUGUAUCACUUCAUUUAUUUGACCAUUAUCCUUGUGUUUAUCGUAUUGAAGUUUAGAAC
Linum tenue is the source of this 1955-nucleotide messenger RNA. The record is from the annotation of a GenBank genome assembly. NCBI's taxonomy places the organism in Eukaryota, Viridiplantae, Streptophyta, Magnoliopsida, Malpighiales, Linaceae.